GAAAGCAAGCUAAGCAAACGCACACGCUCUUUUUUGUUUUCCUUUUCUCUCCCAUUAUAAAGUGCAUAGCUUUUCCCUUGCACGAUAUCUAUGUAUAUCUCUCUGUGUAUAUGUAUGCAUAAGGUAGAAGAAGUGUCAGACAAGAAAAAUACUCCAGUGUACUCUGUGUGGGGGCGUGCGCAAGCGACGGCCUCUCUCUCUCUCUCUCUCUCCGCCCCGUCGUGCUUCAAUGAAAGAGAACAGCUGUAAUACGUUAUCGAGGUGGUGUAGCAUCCAUUUAAACUUCUUGCUGCAGCGUUAGACAAUCCAUUGGCGAGCAGGGCACCUCCCCCUCCCUUCCCUUUUACAAAAAAACAUAAGGACGAAAAGAAAUACGUCAAAAGUAAGAAAGAUGGCAAACGCUGCCCCGUCCGCCUCCGAGAAGGACAAGACGGCGCGCCUCGUUGCGGCCCUCUCCUGCAGAGAGCAGGCCGAGCUGCUCGCCCAGGCUCUGCUGCGGGAGUUCAUGCACCGUCGUGGCCUUCACGAAACACUGAAGGCCUUCGAUGAGGAAAACCCUCGCGAUGAGCGCACCAUCUCAUCUCGCGCGGUCAUGCGCCAGCUGCUGAACAUUCCGGUGGAGGGCCGACCCUCGCGCCUGCAGCCAACGGUCUCCGCCUCUACCGGCAAAGCGAUGCCUCCCACUUUCAUGGAGGAACUGUGCUCCUACCGGCUCACGAAGCGCGGCUACACCCACCCGACGAGCACGCGAGGUGAGAAAGGAGCCAACGGCGAGGAAGAGGACCCCAGUGAUGUGGAGAUGCGCGCGCUGCACAACACGGUCGAUGCGCACCACACCGCCAUGGCACUGUGCAAGCAGAAGCAGCGCCGCUACGAGGAGAUGCUCGGCGAGGAACAGAACUACCAGCGGCGCAAGGAGGCGCACAGGCGGCGGAAGAAGGAGAAGGACAAGCGUGCCAAAGGGCGGCACCGACACAGCAGCAGCGGUGGGAGGGAGACGGAGAAGAAGCGCGAGGAGGAGGGCGAGGGCGAGCAGAGCGGCGACAGCGACAGCGAGACCGACGAGGAUGAAGAGGCAGGAGGAGGGCUGCUGUCGAAGGUGAUGGAGCGCCGUUUCUCUGGAUCGCUGUCGCUAACCCCAAAAGACAGUAGGAAGCAGCGAGGGUCGGUGGAGGCGAACACCACGGGUCUGACCGGCACCGGCUGGCAGCCGCCAGGGGUCGGCGCCGCUGGGGCGGGCGCCUCUUUAGAGAACAGCAUCGGUGGCACCCCCCACCACCCGCACUCGCGCCCCGCACAGCAGCCGCAUUCCCUUUCCUGGACCCCGGCCCCCUUCAGCGAGGAAAGAGACAGCGAAGACUCCUUCGACCCCUUCGGCAGCGGGGCGAGCAGCCAACAGGCACUGAUGGCCCGUGCGCGAACAGGGAGUCGUAACUGGACGAGUCACACGAUCAGCAGCAACAGCAUCUCCGGCGAGGGGUCGAUGCACACGACACCAAAGAAGGCAAGCAUGAGCGGCGCCGGGUUUGAGGGAGGAGCGGCAGCCGCCACCACCGCCGCCGGACAGCCUCUACCACUGGCCGCGCUGUCGAACGUUCCGCGAGGAGUGCCCCUGGGCGGCGGCGAGGCCCUCCCGCUCCGUCCCGUGACAGCCCUGGGUGUCGUGGGCGGCGGCACGCGUCUCUCCUCCGCUCCGGCGGGGUACAACCCAAACGCGGUGGUGGCCGCCAGCGGUUCGCUGAUGAUGCCCGACGGAGGAAGCGGCAGCGGCGGCGGCGGCGCGGCGAGCCGCGAGGGCUCUGCCGGGGUGCUGGACGACGGCGCGGCCUCGGCGGUGCGCACCCCCUACAGCCACGGCUUCCCCCCACCCCCGAGCAGCGCCCUGGCCCCGAGUAUUAUGGUGAAGCACACCGACGGGGGCCGGCGGGAGACGGCGACCCCCUCGCCUUUGCCGGCCUUCGAUGUAGAGGACGGAGCGGCACCGCACGAGCGAUCUGCCGCGUCGCGUAGAAGCGGAGUCGUCGUCGGCAGCCCCGGCGGAGACGCACGCAGCCCGUCGCCCACUACGACAUCGGCUGCGAUUGCGGUGGGUGAGGACGCGCCUUUGUCCUUUCACACGCCGUCGCGAUCCGCCAACAGCGGCGGUGGUGGCGGCAGCAGCAGUGGACUGCGGCACGGCAUUGGCUUUCGCACGUCGGUGUCGGCCGAAGGGACGCAGUCGGGUGUUGCGGCGGGGGCUGCGGCGAGUGGUCGUGGCGGCGCCGGGACGGACGCGGAGGGCACCCGGCACAAUCGCACCGAGCGCCGGGUGAAGCUGCUGAUUGAUUAG
Molecule: messenger RNA, 2329 nt
Organism: Leptomonas pyrrhocoris
Lineage: Eukaryota; Euglenozoa; Kinetoplastea; Trypanosomatida; Trypanosomatidae
Exons: 1
Coding region: 392-2329 (645 amino acids)
Source: RefSeq, a predicted model, not a curated record